GUCUGCAUGUUUUUGAUUGGUGGCGAGUAUUUUUUUUUAAGUUUCCAGAACAAUUUUUAGUUAGUGUUAUAUACAUAUCUUAGUCUUAUUUUUGCAUUUUUACAUUUUGGGGUGUUAUGUGUACUGUGUUUUUGGGUUGCAUUAUGAUAAUUGAGUUUAUGAUUUUUUCAUAUUUGUAGAAUGAUAAGUGCCUUUCACGCUUAAUGUUACCGGUGAAACUAUGCGGUUAAAAGGUGAGUAUUAAAAUUGUUGAAUAACGCAGGAUUACAAUUGACAGGUUCGCAUGAUGGGGUUCAGCUUAAGAUACAUGAACUGGGAGUGGAAGUUUUUGCUAGGUGUGUUUCUUGAACUCAAUUUGCUGGGAAUGUGGGUUUUCGGAGGAUCCACGAGUGGAAUCAUUUCCUCACAGACACUUGAUCUCCAACCGAGUUUUGUCGAGUGCGGAGUGUCUUGCGGAAAUGCGACUGUUCGUGUGGAGCGUUCUUUGAGACCUCCUGUUGAUAAGUGCCUCACUAAGUAUCGUGGAAUUGAGUUGAACUAUACUCUGGGUACUGUAACUAAUUACCAAAUUGAUCUGUGUGAGGUAAUUCGUUGCUGCUGGUCGACUCCUCAAUCCUGGCAGAAGACAUCUGUGUAUUUGUGUGGUGAUCUGACCUUCCAGCGACAUUGUAUUACUCAGGAAAAUGGGGUUCGACACUUGUGUCCCACUUGGAAAUCGGCUUUCAGAUGGGUGGGAUCAAGUUGGAGUCCACUGUAUGCUCAUAAAUCUGUCACUGAAUAUGACAAGGUUACCAUAAGACGAGGGACUUUAAGACAUUCUCCAGCGACGGGUAAAAAUCCUUUAGUGCUAACCAUUUCCUCGAUGCACGAUGUUUUCUUUAAACAGUAUCCGGCAGAUUCAGCUGUUUAUUUGACUCUAGGUGCUUCAAUUGACGAUAAAGAUCCACUUGGGAUUAUUAAAAUUAAUAUGGUCAGACCUGAGGGGGAGGAAGACAGGGAUAUGGAAAUUCCGGAUCAGCAUGCGGCUAAGAUUGAUUACACAGCAGUUUCACCAUUGGACAUCAUUCAAACAGCGACUGGGUAUAGGGAAAAAAAUUUAUGGCUGAAUUGGAUGGUUCAAACGGCUAAAGAAACUAAUAUUGGGAACUGCAUUGCAUGUGCUACAGCUAGACCUCAUUUGUAUACUGAACCUGCCCCAUUACACUUGGGAGAUAGUUGGGGUUUUGAUUGCAUGUUGAGAUUAACAACUGAGGCAGAUCCCAUAAAUUGUGAUGCGCUUGCCAAAAUAUAUCCACCUAUUAAUAACUACACUCAGACGGGAACUUUUCUUCCGGUUAAGGGUAAAGGGUUGUAUGUGUGUUUUAAUUUUACUCAUCUUAAGCCCGAUUUCAAUCUCGGACAGAUUUCUAGUGAUUGGUGUAAUGUUACUUUAACAGCGGCCGGAAUCGGGAGUUGGGCAAGAGCUGGACUUUAUUAUUUUUGUGGGGGUGAUAGAUUAUAUGUGCGUAUUCCUCCUAAGACUGUUGGAGUAUGUGCCAUGACUCGCCUGGCUGUGCCGCUUAUGGUUGUAGGAGAAAGACUUGAUCCUGUAGGACUGCAGGUGCUCACUUUACAGACUCAGAGGCACAAGAGACAGGUGCGUAAUACACGUUUUGAUACUGCAUUUGAUUUGACUACCAAUUCUCCCACUUAUGUAGAUGCCAUCGGCGUGCCGAGAGGGGUCCCGGAUCAAUAUAAAUUGGCGGAUCAAAUUGCAGCAGGUUUUGAAAAUAUACCAGUGUUAUCAGCUCUUUUUCCUAUCACGCCGAAUAAAAAUGUUGAUAGGAUAAAUUAUGUCCAUUAUAAUCUUUUGAGGCUAGCGAAUCUGACCAGGGAUGCUGUUGGGGGUUUGAAGGAGCAGUUAGCUCCUACUUCUUUAAUGACAAUUCAAAAUCGGAUGGCGCUGGACAUGCUGUUGGCCGAAAAGGGUGGAGUCUGUUUUAUGUUCCAAGAGAGCUGUUGUACUUUCAUUCCGAACAAUACGGCCCCUGAUGGAUCUGUCACUCGAGCGUUGGAAGGUUUGAGAAUUUUGAGUAACACUAUGCAUGAACAUUCAGAUAUUGAUGCUGGUUUGGACAGGUGGUUCUCUACUAUGUUUGGUAAAUGGAAAGGGAUUGUCAUGUCAUUGUUAGUUUCUGUGGCUACGUUUGUGGCCAUAAUAGUCACAUGCGGAUGCUGCUGUGUUCCGUGUAUACGCUCGCUUAUCAUUAGGCUUAUUGCAGUUUCAAUUGAGAAGGGAAGCAGCGGCCCACCGCCUCCACCGCCCUAUCAGAUGCUUUUUCGGGGAGCUGCUGAUGGGGGGGUUGUGGAGCUGGGCGGUUCUAUUUGAACAGGGGGAAUUGUUAUUUCAUUUAGUAUAUUACGUAGUUUUAGUUCCUAUAUUAGAAGGCAUAAUCGAUUUGUUUGUGAGGUCUGAUUUCUAUAAUUCUCAGACCU
Messenger RNA from Xiphophorus couchianus (Monterrey platyfish), 2475 nucleotides. RefSeq lists its product as uncharacterized. The coding region runs from base 284 to 2368 and encodes 694 amino acids. The record is from RefSeq and is a predicted model, not a curated record. The transcript has 2 exons. Lineage: Eukaryota; Metazoa; Chordata; Actinopteri; Cyprinodontiformes; Poeciliidae.